Linnemannia hyalina is the source of this 2610-nucleotide messenger RNA. The record is from the annotation of a GenBank genome assembly. NCBI's taxonomy places the organism in Eukaryota, Fungi, Mortierellomycota, Mortierellomycetes, Mortierellales, Mortierellaceae.
AUGUCACUCAGUCGACUUGCAUCAGCGGCGUUUGUGCCGUCUCCCAGGAGGACAACAGUGAUGUCGUCGUUCACAUGGUCAAGGAUCCGGUCUCACGCAACAAGGCCUCAUGUAAUCCCAAUCUGUCGACGACCAACAGCACACUCGACAUUCGCCUUCUCCACCUCGACCUCAGUCCGUUCUUCCAAGCCCCCCCGCCCUCAUCACGCCAUGGACGACAUUCAGACGAAGAAGAUUCGACGGAAAGCCACUAAGGCCGUCUUCAGCGACGUUUCGACAACUUCAACAGCUUCAACAGCAGCAAAAUCAGCCGCAAAAUCAGCCGCAAAAUCAGCAAAAACAGCAGCAGCAGGAGCGGGACGGUCCACGACAACAUCAACAGCUACUAGUUCCUCGAGUCGUAUUAUGCCAUUGAAGCGAGGCCGCGAUUGCGACCACCAUGGUCGCCACCACGACCCUUACUACUACAAGCGGGAUAAGCACGAUAGGCGUCGUCGCGAGGACAGGGAUGACCAUCAACACCAGCGGGACUCACAACAGCAACAGGCACAAGGACGAUCAAGUCGCCUUCGAUACGAAGACUUUGUUCAACCAGGUCACCACCGCCAGCACCAUCUCUACCGCCAACGGUUCUGGCACUACAUCCGUCAACAACAAAUGCAUAAUCAUGCUCGGGACUAUGGCCACCAUCGAGGAGGCGGAGGAUUCAACCCACGAGAUCACCGCCAACAUGGCCCCGAUGGAUUCAACAACCCCUGGUGGAGUCAAUGGAACCACCACUGGACGCCAUGGAUGCUACAGUUGCAUCUAGAGGAUGCUGCACGGAAGGCGUUCGUUGUCGGGAUUGCGGUCGUCUGUGGAGGCUAUGGGUUCUACCAUUUCAAGGUCAAGAAGAAGGAAGAGUGGAAGAAAAUGCGGGAGGACUUUUGGAGGAUUCGAGAGAAGUUGUUGGACACAGGGGAGGACCCGCCUUGGGUGGUGAAGAAGAUGGGGCGUGAGCCUUUUACGAGGCCGGAUCCUUGGGCUGGAGCUAGUGGCGGUGGGAGAGGAACCCUGACUGCUCCGGGUACAAUGACUCUUGGGAUGAGCGGUUUUGGAGCUGGUGGUAGCGGUCCAAAGGAUUUGAAGACAGGAUUGGUGUCGCAAGGAUUACAGGCCUCGGAAAAGGACCUCAGGAUGCUGACACCCGAGACUCUGGAGAAACGACUCGGACAGAACCAGCGAUCGUUCAAAAUCGUCCCGCCACACCAGCAUACUAGGAGGCGGAAAGAGGCUCCAGGCUACAUGGUACCACGGUCCCGGAAUAUCGUCCUCGGAUACACACUCAACCAAGUCGCGUCCAACUACCCGAUCGAGGACGACAUGUCACAACAUUUCAUCCGCAACUACAACUAUCAUGGCGAGGAAAACGAACCGGAGCGUUACUUCUUUGGCGUUUUUGACGGACACUCGGGCUGGUGCUGCUCUCAAAAGGUGGCCCAAGAACUGGCUCCCUCCAUCUCCAAGGAACUCAACCUUGUCCGCAACCCUCGGGACCCUCAGGCCGUCUCAGAAGCGAUCGAACGUGGGUUUCUGAAACUGGACCUGAGGAUCGUUCAGGAUUCUGUGAAAAGAGUUCUGGAGCACCCAUCUCGACCUCUCGCAUGCUCUUCACUCCUUCCCGCCAUUUCUGGAUCCUGUGCGCUGAUGGCCUAUGUCGACUCGAGAGACAAUGAUCUCUAUGUGGCGAGUGUGGGUGACAGUCGAGCUGUCAUGGGUGUGCGUGAGCCUACGGCUGAUGGGCGAGGACAUGUCUGGAGAGCUAUUCCGCUGUCGUUUGAUCAGACUGGACGCAAUCCAUGGGAGGUCAAGAGGUUGCAGGAGGAGCAUCCUGGUGAAGAGUCGACUGUCGUCCGACGUGGUCGUGUCCUUGGUGGUCUUGAACCAACACGCGCAUUCGGAGAUGCGCGUUACAAAUGGACUAAAGAAAUUCAGGAUAAGGUCUUCAGUCUCUUCCCAGCCUACCGUGAGCCACGGCCCAACUACAAAACCCCUCCCUAUGUCACUGCAAAACCCGUAGUCCGGCAUCACAAGCUCCGUUCCGAGGAUCGAUUUAUGAUCAUGGCGACGGAUGGACUGUGGGAUAAACUGACAUCGGACGAAGCUGUCCAGUUGGUGGGACAAUUGUUGGAUGGCAAGACUGGGCAUGAUGAGAUGGUCCUGGAUCAGGAAGCCAUUCUGGCGUACAGACGGCAAGUCAAGGCUAAACGCCAGGCAGCAUCUCUUGUGGCGGUAGCAAGCUCACAGGUCGCACAGGCUCAGAAACAGCAACAGCAGGAGGAAGAAGAGGAAGAACUCACACCAGCAAACUUGCGGCCCAAAGGUCCCGCAAGUCAAGUAAGAAAGUUCACAUACAGAGAUCAAGCCAACGCGUCAACACACCUUAUCCGCAACGCGCUCGGUGGCGCCGAUGAUGACAGAUUGGCCGCGACACUAUUGAUCCCGUCGCCUCAAAGCCGUCAACACCGCGACGAUAUUAGUGUGACGGUGGUGUUCUUUGGACGGCAGGAUAUCAAAAUGGCUUUGUCGGAUGCUCAAGAUGCUACCCAGGGACUCACUCCCAUCCGUUAA